GAACGACACUGGCUUGUACAUGCACUUCAGAUUUUUUCAUAUCAAAAGAGCUGCGAUUGUGUCAAGAACACAUGCCAAGUUUGGAUUAAUCUUCUAGCUUUGAUUUAUUGAUCAGGGCCUUCCAAGGCCAUGAGAGGGUCAACAUCACUAGACCAAAAACAGCUCCAAAUCAUCACACUACCCUUACCCCACUUGGUAGUAGGGAUAAUGUUGGCAUCCUUAUACUUCUCACCAACCUCUCUAAGCACUCGGAUGCCGCUAUCGUUGCCCUUUACAGAGUAGCGAGACUCAUCCGACCAGAUCAUGCUUCUCCACUGGUCUUCAGUCCAAUUGACAUGACCCUUGGUUCAUUGUAGGUGAGUCUUCUUGUUUCCCUCACUUAGAGCUAGCUUAUGAGCAGCGUAAUAAGAACGGAAACCCAACUGAUCAAAUAAUGAAUAACAGUUAGAUGACUCACCUCGACUCCUUGAGCCUUUCAUUCCAUUUUUACCUUGUCAAUGGUAAGGAAUGGAUCCCUCAAGAUCAUCAACUUUAAAAGAGCUAAACCCUUCUUAGUUAUCUUGGGCUUUGGGCCUGGUGCUGUUCCUGGUAAAGGUGAACCAGUUUUCUUGAUUCGUUUGAUAAUUGUUUGUACAGUCGAUCUAGACAGAUCAACGGUGGAACUGAUCACAUUUUGAGAAAGACGCACUUUGUUGAGAUAAUAAACGCCCCAGUAUUUUUUCUUCUU
This is a messenger RNA of Gilbertella persicaria, 727 nucleotides long. RefSeq lists its product as uncharacterized. The coding region runs from base 498 to 677 and encodes 59 amino acids. Lineage: Eukaryota; Fungi; Mucoromycota; Mucoromycetes; Mucorales; Choanephoraceae. The record is from RefSeq and is a predicted model, not a curated record. The transcript has 2 exons.